GUUUGGCCAAAGCUACAGCGGCUUUGGCAUGCUCUGAAAUUACUUAAAGGCUUUAGAGUUGGCUUUUCAUAAAUUUUCUAUUGAUUUACCACAAAUCCAUUUCGUCACACGAUUACAGGCUAUUUUUCCAUUUGUUGUGAGUUCGCUUUUACGAUGGCCGAAGUCCUAAUGAUGCACGGCGUCAUCACCACCGACCAGAUGAUGCAUCAUCGCAAUAUAGCACAGCGGAUUGUGGAGAUGCGAAGCCGCUGGAAGGCGAACUUCAGCUGGUAUCCGGCGGCGCAAUUGCAGCAGUAUUCGCGCUUCGCCGACAUCUAUAAGGAGAGCAGAGAGAGAUAUGGCGAUGCGGACUUCAAGCGCUAUGUCGAAAUGAAGCGCCUAAGGGGCAUCUACUCCACCGACCUCGAUAAGGUCAAACGAGUGGAGUACCAGGCGCUCUCCUGCUAUCCCAUGGACUAUAUGAAAGGCAUUAGGAUAUCGCCAACCACAAAUGGUGAUUAUGGCCUGAUACCGCCGGCCCAUCAUCAUUUCUGUGACAAAGAGAAAGUUAAGGAACGUUUUACGAAUGCUUGA
Messenger RNA from Drosophila navojoa, 573 nucleotides. RefSeq lists its product as uncharacterized. NCBI's taxonomy places the organism in Eukaryota, Metazoa, Arthropoda, Insecta, Diptera, Drosophilidae. The record is from RefSeq and is a predicted model, not a curated record.